ACAUAAGAAACAAUUCUCACUCAAUCUCGCUAGUAUCUCUCCCAUCGCCGCUGAAAACCGGACCGACCCAUACGCGACGGCGCUGAAAGCUAGAAGUACAGUAAUCUGCAAUGGAGGUGGAGCAAACACUAACCCUAACUUCAGAAGCUGAACGAGAGCCAGAGAAAGACGAAGCAACAGCCAUGUCUGAUUCCUCCAACGAUUCCGAUUCCGAUUCCGACGAUGAAGCUCAGCAGAACAUCCAACUUCAAUCUCUCCAGACCGAGCUUGCCGCUAAUCCCGCCAACUACGAUGCUCAUUUGCAAUAUAUAACGCUACUUCGGAAAACCGGUGAUGUUGAUAAACUGAGAAAAGCAAGGGAAGUUAUGGCUGAAAUCUUUCCAUUGACCCCUUCCUUGUGGCAGCAGUGGAUUAAAGAUGAGCUUUCUCUCACCACCGCCAAUAAUGACACUUUCUCUACCGUUGUUAAGCUUUAUGAAUGCGCGGUGUUUGAUUAUCUGUCUGUCUCUCUAUGGUGUGACUACCUCCAAUCUGUUCAAGACUUUGAUCCAAUGCUAAAACAAUCUUCACCCACUGCUAUUUCCAAGGGAAGGGAUCUCUUUGAAAGGGCCCUUACGGCUGCUGGUUUGCAUGUUGCCCAAGGCAGUAAGAUAUGGGAAGCAUAUAGGCAAUAUGAACAGGCUAUACUUCUGACUAUUGAUGAAUCUGAUACACAGGCAAAAGAAAAGCAAGUUCAACACAUUCGAAGUUUAUUCCAUCGCCAGUUGUCUAUCCCCCUUGCUGACAUGAAUUCAGCACUUAUUGCCUAUAAGACUUGGGAGGUGGAACAGGGAAAUUUUCAUGAUGUAUCCAUUGACCUGAUUGAUCGUUAUCCUCACGUUGCAUCAGCAUACCAGAAGGCCUUGGAGAUGUAUAAUGCUCGCGUUCAUCUUGAAGAACAGAUUUCUAGCCAAGAUAUUUCUGAUUCAGAAAGACUACAACAAUACAUGAACUAUUUGAAAUUUGAGCAGUCUUCAGGAACACCAGCCCGAAUUCAAGUUCUAUACGAGCGGGCUAUUACCGACUUUCCUUUAUCACCUGAUCUCUGGCUUGAUUAUACACACUAUUUGGACAAAACUUUGAAGGUUGGUAAGAUUGUUUCUGAUGUAUAUUCUAGGGCCACUAAGAACUGCCCUUGGGUCGGAGAACUUUGGGUUCGGUAUAUGCUUUGUUUGGAGCGCGGUCAUGCUUCAGAGAAAGACUUGGCUGCAAUCUUUGAGAAGUCCUUGCAAUGCACCUUUUCUACGUUAGAUGAGUAUCUUGAUUUGUUUCUCACCCGGGUAGAUGGCUUAAGGCGAAGAAUGACAUUCACCAAAGAAGAGGAUCCAUUGGAAUAUAAAAUAAUAAAGGAGACCUUCCAGCGUGCAUCAGAUUACUUGUCACCAUACAUGAAGAAUACAGAUGGUUUGUUACAAAUACAUGCUUAUUGGGCUCAUUUAGAAACAAAACUUGGAAAAGAUAUAACUGCAGCUCGUGGAGUUUGGGAGAAUUUUCUUAAGACCUGUGGUUCAAUGCUGGCCGCAUGGACUGGUUAUAUAGCCAUGGAAGUUGAAUUGGGUCACAUAAAUGAAGCAAGGUCCAUAUACAAAAGAUGCUACAGUAAAAGGUUUUAUGGGACCGGUUCAGAGGACAUUUGCAACUCAUGGUUACGCUUUGAGAGGGAGUUUGGCAAGCUGGAAGAUUUUGAUCUUGCUUUGCAAAAGGUUACCCCACGUCUGGAAGAGCUACGUUUAUUUAGGUUGCAGCAGGAAUCCAAGUCAGUAGAGGAAAGUGAAAAUAAUCCAAGAAAAAAUGUAGGUGAGAAAAGAAAGCCGGGGGCAGAUAUAGCCGAUGAACAGUCGCCAGCAAAGCGAAAGAAAGAUGCUGGUAAAAAAAUACAAAAAGCACCCAAGGAUAAUAUAGAUCAAGUGCAGAACUCUACUCAGGUGACAAAAGUGGAAGGGUCCAAUCAGAAAAAUAACAAAUCGGAUGACAGCCAAAAGCAACAGCUUACCCGUGGAAAACACCGGGCAUACUCUGACCAGUGCACUGCUUUUUUAUCAAAUCUUAACCCUACGGCAAAUGAUGGGCAUAUUCGUGAUUUCUUCAGUGAUAUCGGUGGAAUUGUAGCCAUCCGCAUCCUACAUGACAAGUUCACUGGAAAGUCCAGGGGACUAGCUUAUGUGGACUUUUUGGAUGACGAGCACCUUGUUGCAGCGGUAGCUAAGAACAAGAACACCUUACUUGGGAAAAAGCUAAGUAUUGCUCGAUCGAACCCUAAGCGAGGUGGAAAGGAAACUUCUAAUCCAAAAAAGUCAGAACAUGAACAUGACAUUGAUCAUUCUGAUAAAAAAGGUUCAGUAUCAAAAGAAACUGAUGAUACCUCCAAGAAGGAUGUAAAAGAUGGGAAGUUCUCUUCUAGAAAGCCAGGAAGUGACAACAUUCAGUUUAAAGGGAAGAAUACUUUUGCUGUGCCUAGAAAUGUCAGAGCACUUGGUUGCACUGAAAAUAAACCAAAAGCAGAAGUGGGUGAUGAACAGCCAAAAUCCAAUGAAGAAUUCAGAAAGAUGUUCAUUCAACGAUAAGGGUUCCCCAGCAGCAUUAAUUUGCAACUACGAAGGAAGUAGCUCAUUUUCACAACAAUGGACGGUAUAAGAUUUACUUCUGAGUACGAGUCACUUGGUUCUACAAGUGAUUUGUUGAAAAUAGUAUACGGCUCUAUCUGACUUGAAAAAUAUAUUUUGGUGUUUUUAGUGGGACCUCUUCCCAGACCAUGGGUAUCCAAGAGCGUUAGUGCACUGGACUACCGUUUUUUAUUUUUAUUAGGUUCUUAUAUCGAGUCUUACUCAUCUUUACAAAUUUAACUUGUAAGGUGAAGGGUACCACUUUUUAUAAGUUCUUUUAGGGUUUAUUUCCUAUGGGAUUUGAGCUUUUUCCAAUAUCAUGCCUAACACUAUUGGACUUGUGUAUGAAUAUAAAUGACCUGAAUAGAUAAACUUUGAAACAAUAUUAUGCUUUAUGUCAGAUUUAACUCA
This is a messenger RNA of Medicago truncatula (barrel medic), 3053 nucleotides long. RefSeq names its product squamous cell carcinoma antigen recognized by T-cells 3. The transcript is spliced from 15 exons. Gene Ontology annotation, molecular function: protein binding; RNA binding. NCBI's taxonomy places the organism in Eukaryota, Viridiplantae, Streptophyta, Magnoliopsida, Fabales, Fabaceae. Bases 111 to 2603 code for a protein of 830 amino acids. Gene Ontology annotation, cellular component: nucleus. The record is from RefSeq and is a predicted model, not a curated record. Gene Ontology annotation, biological process: RNA processing.